Molecule: messenger RNA, 2627 nt
Organism: Mytilus trossulus (common blue mussel)
Lineage: Eukaryota; Metazoa; Mollusca; Bivalvia; Mytilida; Mytilidae
Product: U6 snRNA phosphodiesterase 1-like
Exons: 7
Coding region: 82-888 (268 amino acids)
Biological process (GO): U6 snRNA 3'-end processing
Cellular component (GO): nucleus
Molecular function (GO): 3'-5'-RNA exonuclease activity
Source: RefSeq, a predicted model, not a curated record
AACAAUAUGUAACCGGUUCUGUCCCUCUCCUGACAUAUCCCCAUUCAAUCUCACGAUUUUUGAUUUUUCCAAUAUUUCAGAAUGUCACUAUUAGUUGAAUAUUCAGACAGUGAAAGUGAAAGUGAUGUUGAUUCAGAAUCAGAACAAGCAGUUUGUCCAAAGAAAAUGAAAUUCUCAGAAAAGACUGAUAAGCUUCCAGAUCCCAAAAGGCAACAGCUUCCCCUACCAGAUUCCAUUGUUAAGUUAUUUGAUAAAGAAGAGAAACAUGAAGAUGAUUUAAGUAAACAUGGCGGAAGAAUUAGGACAUUUUCUCAUGAAAAAGGAAACUGGGCAACACUUGUGUAUAUCCCUUAUGAAGCUGACAACCACUUAACAGAUAUGGUUGAAGAACUACUUCUUUGUCUAAGACCUUUAGAAUUUAACAUGAUGGAGGAAUUCCAUAUGAGUUUAUCAAGAACAGUCACAAUCAGGCAUCAUUGGAUACAGUCACUAGUAGACUCUCUACAGUCUAAAGUAUCUCUCUUGUCUAGUUUUCCAUGUGAAAUGACCAAGCUUAAAUUUUAUGUAAAUGAUGAAAAAACAAGAUCCUUUCUUGCGAUAGAAGUGGCCUCCAUAACAAAGACAUUAUCAAAAUAUGUACAGGUGGUGGACACAUGUUUUAAGGAGUUCAAGCUACAAACUUAUUAUAAGAACCCAUCAUUUCAUAUUAGUUUGGCUUGGUGUGUUGGUGAUGUUAUCUCUAAAAUAUCCAAAGAAAAGACUGAAGAAUUAGAGAAAAUAUGGAAUACCACUUGUGAAGAAAAUCCUGAACUAAAAUACUUUUAUGCCAGAAAAGUCAACUGUAAGACAGGGAACAGGGUGUUUAGUUUUGAUGUCACAGAUACUUGAUGGGGACCGUAAUAAAGGGUUUUUGAAAAGACAUUAAGAAAGAAGAUUUUUCAAAAUGAAUACACACUGAUGAAUAAUUUGCAUUGUUUGUACAGCACUUAUGUUAUAGAAAAGAACUGGAUUGUAGUAGAAAAUAUGUUAGCUUGCCAAGUUAUCUAUCAUGUCUAUGGAAAGAGCAAGAAAUCAGAGGACAAUAUGUAAAAUUUGCAGUCAACUGUUUGAAGUUUUGAUUGGUUAAAGGACAUAACUAAAAAUAUAUUAAGGAUCACAGAGAUAGAUUGAUUUGACACUGAAAUGAUCUCAUGUUUACUAUCAGUUUUAUAAUGUGAAAACUGAAACACUACAGACAGAAAAGAUUUGUCCUAAGUUUGAUAUGAAUAUAUUAUAAAUAAAACUGAACUUCAUAUAUUUAAUUUGUACAUUGAAAUACGUUAAAAUGGAAAUAGCAACAUAUGUAGUGAAAUUGCAACAAAUGUUUCUGGAACUAUUACUUUACUAAAAACAUCUGACAAAACCCAGACUUAAAGUCCAACACGAAAAAGACUUCUCUCAUUAGGCAGACUAUAUAUAAUUUGAGGAAACAAACAAGUCUUAAUGUGUGUUAAACAAAAACACAGUAUAGCAAGCUCACAAGAAAACAACUGGUAUUUAAUAACUAGAAUAAAGAAUCAAAAUGUAGAAAGUGCUAGUGAUGGCCUGUUUGAAUUUAGACAGUUCAAGUGAGUAAAGUAGAAAAAUAAAGAACAGUGGAGUGGUGACUUCCCUUGCUAGUAUAUAUAUAUGAUAUAUAUACUUUUUUCAGUAUAAAAGUGAGUGCAUUAUUUAAUACAGUAUUCUGUUUUUAUGGUUUGUUUCAGAUCUACAAUGUAUUGCAUGUGAUAUCCUGUUAUUCAUCAAUAAUUUAUGGUUUGUUUGGGUCACAAAAUAUAUUUUUACAUGUGAACUACUUGUUGUAUAAAGUCCUUAAAUUGCAACUCCCUUAACAAUAUUGUUUGUUCCUCCAUCCGUUUGCCCCCUUCAGGUUAAAGUUUUUGGUCAAGGUAGUUUUUAAUCAAGUUGAAGUCCAAUCCACUUGAAACUUAGUACACAUGUUUCCGAUGAUAUGAUCUUUCUAAUUUCAAUGCCAAAUAAGAGUUUAUCCCAAUUUAUCACAGUAGAACAUAGAAAAUGAUAUUGCAAGUGGGGCAUCCGUGUAUGGACACAUUUUUGUUCAUUGUAAGACUGUCAUUUCCUUAAUUCACGUUUUCAGGAAUUGAAAUUUAUAAUAGCAAAUGAAGAGUCUGAUGUAGACCAGAGUUUUUUUUUUAUAGUAUUGUAGUGUACACUAUUUCAGAUGUAAUAAAAUUUUGGUAGAACAAGUUUAAGUUGUUAGUAUCAAAAAACAUAUUUUGAUAUAGGCUUGGCCUUUAUAAAUUCUAUCUUUAAAUGAAUGAUAUGCAUCAUUUUGUGUCAAAGUGAGUGGGGGGAGGCAAUCCUCUGAUCUAUGAUCAAGGUGGAUAGAUGAUAUAUACUUCAUAAAUUAUUUUAGUUUUAUAGUGGACCUUUGGCCAAUGCACUAGUAAAUAACACAAUAUAUGCUAUUAUUUAAAAUAAAAAUAUAACACUCCUAGAAAAAAGCAAAUGAUUUAUAGUGAGGUUGUCUGAAUCACUGUGACCAAAAUUAUUUACCUUUAUAACUUAUACAAGAGUAAACAUCAUUAAUUCAUUUCAGUUGAGCUAUUAAAAGAAUACCACCUACA